Chinchilla lanigera (long-tailed chinchilla) is the source of this 3109-nucleotide messenger RNA. RefSeq names its product protocadherin gamma-A2. The transcript is spliced from 2 exons. The record is from RefSeq and is a predicted model, not a curated record. NCBI's taxonomy places the organism in Eukaryota, Metazoa, Chordata, Mammalia, Rodentia, Chinchillidae. Bases 21 to 2486 code for a protein of 821 amino acids. Gene Ontology annotation, cellular component: plasma membrane. Gene Ontology annotation, biological process: homophilic cell-cell adhesion. Gene Ontology annotation, molecular function: calcium ion binding.
AACACCGCGGCAGCAGGGAAAUGGCGACUCUGCAGAAGCUACUGCACUGUAGAAGGCUAGUCCUAUUGUGGCUUCUUUUGGCGGUCCUAUGGGAGGCUGGAGCUGGGCAGAUUCGCUAUUCUGUGCCAGAGGAGCUCGACAAAGGCUCCAUCGUGGGCAAUAUAGCCAAAGACUUGGGUUGGGAGCCCCUGGCUCUGGCAAAGCGCGGAGUCCGCAUCGUCUCCAGAGGUAGGACUCAGCUUUUCUCUCUAAACCCGCGCAGCGGCAGCUUGGUCACCGCGGGAAGGAUAGAUCGGGAGGAGCUGUGCGCUCAGAGCGCGCCGUGUCUGGUGAACUUUGACAUGCUACUGGAAGAUAAACUGACUAUUUAUUCAGUAGAGGUGGAAAUAACAGAUAUUAACGACAAUGCCCCUCGUUUUGGAGUAGAUGAACUGGAGCUAAAAAUCAGUGAAACGACUACUCCAGGAUUCCGGAUUCCUCUUAAAACUGCUCAUGAUAUGGACAUAGGAGAGAACUCUCUACAGAAAUAUGAACUCAACUCAAAUGAUCACUUCUCUUUGGAUAUGCGAAGUGGAGCUGAUGGGAACAGGUAUCCGGAGCUGGUACUGGAGCACGCUCUGGACCGCGAGGAAGAAUCUGUUCACUAUCUCGUUCUUGUCGCUUCUGAUGGGGGCGACCCGGUCCGAUCUGGCACCUGCCGCAUCCGCGUGAAGGUCCUGGAUGUGAACGAUAACGCUCCUAUUUUUACACAGCCCGAGUACCGUGUAAGUGUUCCGGAGAAUAUGCCAGUAGGCACCCGAAUACUCACGGUGACCGCCACUGAUGCAGAUGAGGGAUACAACGCUCAAGUGGCAUACUUUCGAGAGAAACCCUUUGGAGAAACCUCCGAGGUAUUUGAGCUUCAGUCAGCUUCUGGAGAUAUAACAAUCAUCAAAACUCUAGAUUAUGAGGAUGCUAAAUUCCAUGAAAUUGAUAUUGAAGCUCAGGAUGGUCCGGGCCUUCUGACCAGAACGAAGGUGGUUGUCACGGUUCUGGAUAUGAAUGACAAUGCCCCAGAAUUUUACAUGACGUCUGUUACUAGCUCGGUUCCUGAAGACUCUCCUCCAGGAACAGUAAUUGCACUUUUCAACGUACACGACAGAGACUCUGGGCAGAAUGCUUUUAUCACAUGUUCUCUCCCAGAGAAACUUCCCUUCAAGUUAGAAAGGUCAGUCGACAAUUACCACCGACUGGUUACAACCAGAGCCCUUGACAGGGAACAGUUUUCCUUUUACAACAUCACAAUAACUGCUGAAGAUGGAGGGAAUCCAUCUCUGUCCACAGAUGCUCACAUUUUCCUGCAGGUGACAGAUAUUAAUGAUAACCCGCCAGCCUUCCCCCAUGCAUUCUACUCCGCCUUUAUUCCUGAAAACAACCCCAGAGGUGCCUCCAUCUUUUCAGUAUUGGCCCAUGAUCCUGACAGUGAUGACAAUGCCCAUGUAACUUACUCUUUGGCCGAGGGCACCCUUCAAGGAGCACCCCUGUCCUCUUACAUCUCUAUCAACUCUGACACUGGAGUCCUCUAUGCUCUUCGCUCCUUUGAUUAUGAGCAAUUCCAAGACCUGCAGCUGCAGGUGAUAGCGCUGGACAGCGGGAAACCUCCACUCAGCAGCAAUGUGUCGUUGAGCCUCUUCUUGGUAGAUCAGAAUGACAAUGCACCUGAGAUCCUGUACCCGACCCUCCCAACAGAUGGUUCCACUGGUGUGGAGCUGGCACCCCGCUCAGCAGAGCCUGGUUACCUGGUGACCAAGGUGGUGGCAGUGGAUCGAGACUCAGGACAGAACGCCUGGCUGUCCUACCGGCUACUUAAAGCCAGCGAGCCAGGGCUGUUCUUGGUGGGGCUGCACACAGGCGAGGUACGCACUGCAAGAACCCUACUGGAUAAAGAUGCACUCAAGCAGAGCCUGGUAGUGGCUGUGCAGGAUCAUGGCCAGCCCCCUCUCUCUGCCACUGUCACACUCACUAUAGCUGUGGCUGACAGCAUCCCUGAUGUCCUGGCAGACCUGGGCAGCAUCAGGACCCCCACCAACCCUGAUGAUUCAGAUCUCACACUCUACCUGGUGGUGGCCGUGGCUGCUGUCUCCUGCGUGUUCCUGGCCUUUGUAAUUGUGCUGCUGGUGCUCAGGCUUCGGCGCUGGUAUGCAUCACGCCUGCUUCAAGCUUCAAGAGGUGGGUUGGCAGGCGUGCCUACCUCACACUUUGUGGGUGUGGAUGGGCUGCAUGCUUUCCUGCAGACAUAUUCCCAUGAGGUCUCCCUCACCUCAGACUCGCGGAAGAGCCACAUUAUCUUUCCUCAACCCAACUAUGCUGACACUCUCAUCAGUCAGGAGAGCUGUGAACAAAAGGAUUUUCUACCAGCACCUCAGUCUCUACUCAAUGACAAAGGAGAAGAAAUAGCACAGGCAAAUCAUCUCAUCUGCCCGGAUCAACAAUUCUUUCUGUCUUAAAAAUAUGAAGAUUGGGAAUGUGGAUGUAGCUCAUGAUAGAGUACUUGGCUAGCAUGCACAAGGCCCAUGUUCAAUCCCCAGCAUUUAUAUAUUUACUCAGGUUUCUUCCUCCUUUAAAAUGUAGGAAGUUUUGUUUUAUAUUUGAAUCUGUUAUGAAUAUUGAAACAUCGUAGUGGACCAGUUCUUUCUCAUUUGAUCUUAAUAUUUUUAGUUUCACAGUGGUUUUCAUUUUCCUUAAUUUGCAUGUGAAUCCCUAUUAAAAAGAUGAAAUAUUUAAAUAUGCAUCUUUUUCAAUAAUAGGAAUCAAGCAUAGGGUUUUGUGCAUAUUAGCUAGGCAAGCACUGUACCACUGAGCUAUAUCCAUGUCCCUACAUUGUGAGUGUGCACGCAGGUGUGUGUGCAUGUGUGAGCAAGUGUUCUAGAUUGAACCAGAGCCUCACUUAGCAUUCCAUCACUGAGCUACAACCGCAGACCACAAAUAUAUAUUCAUUAUGGUAUUUCAGAAAGGUAUGCCAUGGUAUUGAUGCUUAGUUAGAAAUCACAUGAAAGUUAUACUGUGUUAUUUGAAGAACUGACUGACAUUGCUUGCUGUAUAAAAAUUAGUAAAGUAAUACUAAACAGCU